AUGACCGUGGUAAAUAAGAAGAUUGUCCUGAUUACCGGCGCCGCCGCCGGCAUCGGCCUCGAAGUUGUCAAAGCCAUUGCCGCCUCGCAACAGGCCAGUUACGAGAUCCUCUUAUCCGCACGCAGGCUUACCCAGGCACAGGCGGCGUCCGAGGGAAUCUCACGCAACUUGCCCUCUGCAGCAACCACUGUGGUUCCCUUGGAGAUUGACGUUUCGUCCGACAAGUCCAUCGAGGAUGCCGCCCAGCUGAUACAGAGCCGAUAUGGCCGCAUCGAUGUCCUCGUCAACAACGCUGGUCUUUUGCCCGACUUCGCCGUCACCAGCGGCGAACUUUCUCUGCGCGAGGGCUGGAGCAGGGCAUGGGACAUCAAUGUCACUGCCUCGCACGUCAUGACGCAUACCUUCGCGCCCCUUCUCUUGCGCUCUAGCGACCCUCGGCUUCUCUUUGUCACCAGCAGCACAUCAACCCUCGCCGGCACCGAGAACGGCGACCUGCCAACCAACAAACCCUCCAAUAAAGGCUGGCCCAAGACGCAAAUGCGCACCAUGGUCCCCUCGUACCGCUGUUCUAAGGCUGGGCUGAACAUGAUGAUGAGAGAAUGGCACCGCAUGCUCAAAGAUGACGGCGUCAAGACCUGGGCCGCCUCGCCGGGGUUUCUGGCAACGCGUCUCGGCGGUGAUCAAGAAGCCAACAAAAAGAUGGGCGCCGGCGACCCUGCACUCGGCGGUGGCCUUAUCAAGGAUAUAAUAGAGGGUGGAAGAGAUGCAGAUACUGGCAAGGUCAUUACCCGCGACGGCAUUCAGCCUUGGUAA
This is a messenger RNA of Cordyceps fumosorosea ARSEF 2679, 813 nucleotides long. Its product is annotated as NAD(P)-binding domain protein. Bases 1 to 813 code for a protein of 270 amino acids. The record is from RefSeq and is a predicted model, not a curated record. The transcript has 3 exons. Lineage: Eukaryota; Fungi; Ascomycota; Sordariomycetes; Hypocreales; Cordycipitaceae.